Messenger RNA from Rhizoctonia solani, 5040 nucleotides. Its product is annotated as ABC transporter G family member 11. Gene Ontology annotation, biological process: transmembrane transport. The record is from RefSeq and is a predicted model, not a curated record. Gene Ontology annotation, molecular function: ABC-type transporter activity; ATP binding; ATP hydrolysis activity. NCBI's taxonomy places the organism in Eukaryota, Fungi, Basidiomycota, Agaricomycetes, Cantharellales, Ceratobasidiaceae. The coding region runs from base 1 to 5040 and encodes 1679 amino acids. Gene Ontology annotation, cellular component: membrane. The transcript has 17 exons.
AUGUCGUAUCUCGACACCAGCGACCCGCAGCGACCGGCCACGGCCGCAUCCGAUACAAACACGGCAGUAACCUCUCAUGCUCCCUCGGAUCACAUCGAAAUGAGCGAAGUUGUUAAGAAACAGUCCAACGGUCAUGGGUCUGUUAAUGUAGAGGAGGCGCAGGCUCAGUUUCAUGCGCUUGCACGGCGUCUCACUCGUCAAAGUACACAGCAUAACGACAAAUCUGGUGGCGACAUCGAGAAGCAGGAAACAUUUGACUUGCUCGAGUAUCUUCGCACUACCUCGGGCAAGCAAGACGAAGCGGGGUUCGCCAAGAAGCACGUCGGAGUCACGUUUGAGAACCUGCGGGUGACCGGUGUAGGAGGUGUCAAGAUUUACGUUCGCACGUUUCCUGACGCAGUCAAGGAGUUCUUUCUGUCACCUUACUACCUUGCAAAAAGCCUAGUAGGUGGCCCAUCGGCUGCUCCCAAAGCUAUCUUACACUCUUUCAAUGGUGCCGUACAUCCGGGGGAAAUGGUCUUAGUCCUUGGUCGCCCCGGUGCCGGGUGUUCAUCAUUCUUAAAGACGAUCACCAACCAACGAGGUAGCUUUCUCUCUGUCGACGGGGAUGUAAGAUAUGCUGGGUUCGAUGCUCAAGAGUUUGGAAAACGUUAUGCUGGCCAAGCAGCUUACAACAUGGAAGACGAUAUUCACUACCCUCUUCUAAGCGUCGCUCAAACGUUGCAGUUUGCGUUGAAGCUCAAAUCCCCGGGCCGGCUACUCCCAGAACAGACUAGGGCGGAGUUAAAUGACGAGGUGCUUAGCACAUUGUUGUCUAUGCUCAACAUUGCGCAUACUCGCAAUACCGUAGUUGGGAAUGAGUUUGUGCGUGGCGUUUCGGGUGGAGAGCGCAAGCGUGUAUCGAUCGCUGAGAUGAUGGCUUCUCGUGCUGUUGUAUGUUCUUGGGACAACUCUACCCGAGGUCUCGAUGCUUCCACUGCGCUAGACUACGCGAAGUCCCUCCGUAUAAUGACGGAUAUUUUUAAGCUCACCACCUUCGUCUCCCUUUACCAAGCUGGAGAGGGAAUCUACGAUCAAUUUGAUAAGGUACUGCUCAUUGACGAAGGCCGCCAGGUUUACUUUGGACCUGCCAAGGAAGCCCGCGCAUACAUGCUCUCGCUCGGCUUCCGUAACAUGCCACGUCAGACGACUGCCGACUAUCUCACAGGUUGCACGGACCCAAAUGAACGUGCAUUUGCGGACGGUCGCUCAGCCGCAGAUGUCCCGUCGACUCCAGACCAGCUGGCUCAGGCGUUCCAACAGAGCAAAUACUGGUCUAGGUUGGUAGCGGAGCGUCAAACCAUGCAAGCCGAGUGGCAGGGAGAGGGAGACGACCCCUCCGGGACUAAAGGUCAGUUCUUACAAGCAAACAAAGAGGAGAAGCGCAAGCAUGUGUCACGCAAGGACCCGCAUACGGUCAGCUUUUUCGGUAUGGUGAAGACAUUGGUCUGGCGUCAAUGGCUUUUGCAAAUUCAGGAUACAUUCUCUAUUUUUACCAGUUUUGCCACCUCUAUCAUAAUUGCUCUUGUAGCAGGAAGUGUAUUUCUCAACUUACCGGCUACCGCCGCUGGCGGAUUCACUCGAGGUGGAGCGAUGUUUAACGCCCUACUAUUCAACGCGUUCAAUGCGUUUAGUGAAUUGCCGACUAUGAUGGGCGGUCGUCCGAUCUUGUACAAGCAACUUUCUUACCGGUUCUAUCGGGCCAGCGCGCUCUCUGUCGCACAGACUAUUACAGACAUUCCCCUGUCGUCCAUUCGGGUGCUUUUAUUCUCCAUCAUAGUGUACUUCAUGUACGGUCUGGAUCGUACCGCGGGGGCAUUUUUUACAUUCUUCUUAUUUAUAUACCUUACCUUUCUUGUGAUGACCGCGUUCUUCCGCCUGAUCGGUAUUGUCUGCACUGGAUAUGAAAUGGCAUCUCGCUCCGCCGCGCUUAUCAUCACUUGCAUGGUUUCAUAUUCUGGAUAUAUGAUUCCAGUUCAAGCAAUGAAACGAUGGCUCUUUUGGAUUUGGUACAUGAACCCUCUCAACUAUGGAUUUGGCGCAUUAAUGGCGAACGAGUUCUAUCGAAUCGAUCUUCAGUGCGUUGGCACAUACAUUGUUCCUCGUAAUGUUGGCAGCAUCACGAAGUAUCCCACCGAGCUCGGACCCAACCAGGCUUGUACUCUUGCGGGAGCGAGCCCAGGCCAACCACUCGUGGAUGGAGAUGCAUACAUCUGGGCUGGCUACCAGUACCGGAGGAUCAAAUAUGGCGAAACUUUGGCAUCCUUGUUCUGUUUUGGUAACCUGGAACCUGCCAGACACGGGGCCAACGCGCGUGCAGUGACGAUCUACGCCAAGGAAAAGAAGGAGAAUAAGGAACUUAAUGAACGUCUUCAUCAACGCAAGGCCGCAGGUCGCAAGAAUGAAGACGAUGGCGCUAUCAGCGGUACUACGACCACCAGCGGCAAGGCGUUUACAUGGGAGAACCUCGAUUACACUGUUCCUGUUCCGGGUGGCACACGUCAGCUCCUAAACAAGGUUUUUGGCUACGUUAAACCUGGUACUUUAACUGCUCUUAUGGGAUCUUCCGGCGCCGGAAAGACAACGCUCCUGGACGUAUUGGCCGGUCGCAAGACCAUCGGAGUCAUCCACGGCGACGUGCUCAUCGGCGGCCAACCCACUGGCGUUGCCUUCCAGCGUGGUACUGCCUACUGCGAGCAGCUUGAUGUUCAUGAAUCUACAGCCACUGUUCGCGAGGCCCUACGUUUCUCUGCCUAUUUGAGGCAGCCAUAUGAGGUCACCAAAGAAGAAAAGGACGCAUACGUGGAAGAGGUUAUUGCCCUGCUCGAGAUGGAGGACAUCGCCGAUGCUAUGAUUGGUCAGCCUGGCGUCGGCCUUGGCGUCGAAGCUCGCAAGCGUGUCACGAUCGGUGUCGAGCUUGCUGCCAAGCCUCAGCUUCUACUCUUCCUAGAUGAGCCUACCUCUGGCCUUGAUGGCCAGUCCGCGUACAACAUUGUCCGAUUCCUGAAGAAGCUUGCUGCUGCUGGUCAGGCUAUCUUGUGCACGAUCCAUCAACCCAAUGCUCUGUUGUUCGAGCAGUUUGACAACCUACUCUUACUCCAGCGCGGUGGCGAAUGCGUUUACUUUGGUCCCAUCGGAAAGGAUAGCCAGCACCUUGUGAGGUACCUGGCGGAACGUGGGGCUGAAUGUCCUUCUGAUGCAAACCCCGCUGAAUAUGUGCUCGAGGCAAUUGGUGCUGGCUCUCGCGACCGUAUUGGACCGACUGAUUGGGCUGAGCUCUGGCGUCAGAGCGCCAACUUUGAGCAGGUCAAACGCGAAAUCCAGCAUAUCAGGGCAGAGGCCGCACAACACCCCCCGGAGUCGGACCCGAAGGCCGACCAGGAAUAUGCUACUCCGUUCUUCUAUCAGCUCAAGAUCGUCUCGGAACGUACGCUUACCGCCUUUUGGAGGCAGCCCGACUAUGGAUUCACUCGGCUAUUCACGCACGGAGCUAUCGCACUUAUAACUUCUCUGACUUAUUUGAAUCUUGGAAACUCUACUCAAGAUCUCCAGUACCGUGUGUUUGCUAUCUUCCAGGCGAGCGUAAUGCCAGCAAUCAUCAUCUCGCAGGUGGAACCGAUGUUCAUCUUGGCCCGUAUGAUCUUUACUCGCGAGUCGUCGUCUCGGAUGUACUCUCAGAUCGUCUUUGCUCUUGGACAGCUGAUGGCUGAGGUGCCGUACUCAAUUAUUUGCGCAGUGACAUACUUCCUGCUGCUAUAUUACCCCGCCGGCUUUAACACAGCAUCGGAUCGCGCGGGCUACCACUUUUUCAUGAUUCUGGCAACCGAGUUUUUCUCCGUCACUCUCGGUCAAAUGUUGGCCGCCCUUACUCCUAGCGUGUACAUUGCUUCGCUGCUGAAUCCGUUCCUACUGGUUGUUGUGAGUUAUAACUACCUUCCCUUUGUCUACGAGGACUUCAAACUUACCGCCUAUAAUCAGUUCUCCUUGUUUUGCGGUGUCUCAAUCCCUAAGCCCUCGAUGCCAGCAUUUUGGCGUGCUUGGUUAUACCAACUUGAUCCCUUCACCCGGCUCAUUUCCGGUUUGGUCACCACCGAACUGCACGGACUCCCAAUCAUUUGUACAGAAAAUGAGUUCUCGGUAUUCCAGCCUCCAUCGGGCGAGAGUUGCCUGCAGUGGGCUGGUGAUUUCGUGAACGCAACUGUGGGAUAUCUUGACAAUCCAGAUGCUACAUCUGACUGCGUUAUUGUCCUUAUUCUCUGGGCGACGACUUUUAUGCCGGACUCGAGAUCAAGUUUGACGACCGCUGGAGAGAGCUUGGCCAAGAGGCCUAAAACAACGCAAUCGCAAGUGGAUCGACUAUUCAAGCAGUUCCAGCCUGACGUUGAAUUUUCGACCAAAUACAAAAUCGAACUGGAAGGCGCGGAUGUAUACUAUAAAGAAGACUUUAUUCCGUCCGAAACGGCUGAUCAGUGGUACGAGGAGUUGAAUACUUUAGAUACGUGGUAUCGGCCUACUCUCAAGGUCUACGGGAAGGAUGUAAUUCAGAGCCGUUUGAUUGCCGCUUAUGCGACAGACCCACGACUGACUGUAAAGUAUUCUGGACAUCCGGUCAUACUACACACUGAAUACCCUCCUACACUCCGAAAAAUACAAGACCAGGUGGAGGAGCAACUGGGGGUAACUUUUAAUCAUGUCAUGCUAAACAAGUAUGAAGAUGGUAGUGUGUAUAUUGGGAAGCAUAGUGACACUAAAGAGAAUAAGGUCAUAGCGAGUGUCAGUCUAGGUGCAGUCAGGACCUUCAUUAUGUCACCCAAAUCUGCCGGUCGUAACAAAGGUAGUAAAUCAAAGACGGUGGAAGCUAAACGCUUGGACCUUGCGAAUGGCAGUCUGGUUGUGAUGCAAGGUCAAACACAGGACAAUUGGAAGCAUGAAAUCCCCAAGCAGCCAAAGAUAACCGAGGGACGAAUAUCCUUGACUUUUCGCCAGCUCAUUAACCAAUAA